Molecule: messenger RNA, 2286 nt
Organism: Lactuca saligna
Lineage: Eukaryota; Viridiplantae; Streptophyta; Magnoliopsida; Asterales; Asteraceae
Source: the annotation of a GenBank genome assembly
AUGGCACCGUCGUCGUUUGAUUGGUGGAGGAAAGAAACGCACAGGGGUACUCCGGUGGUGGUGAAGAUGGAAAACCCAAACAACUGGUCAAUGGUGGAGCUUGAAGGUCCAUCGGAGGACGAUUUCCUAAACGACGGCGUCUCAGAAGGACGUGGACGUAACAAGAACGCCAAGCAGCUAACCUGGGUCCUACUUCUUAAAGCCCACCGUGCCGCUGGCUGCAUCAGCUCCAUUGCCCCAGCUACAUUCUUUCUCGCCUCCGCCGUCCGCCGCCGUCUGUCCUCCGGCCGCACCGACACUGAAAAAACCGUUAGAACUUCCACACGUUUCUAUUCUUGUAUAAAGCUGUUCCUUUGGGUUUCCAUUUUACUACUAGGGUUUGAGGUAGCUGCUUAUUAUAAAGGUUGGCAUUUCAGCGCUCCGGAUCUUCAUUUACAGUAUUUGUAUACAUUAACCAACCCCUUUGCCUUUAAGGGUUUCUUUGAUUCAAUAUAUUCGAGAUGGGUUUUGUUUCGGGUCGAGUAUCUUGCUCCACCGCUCCAGUUUUUGGCAAAUGCUUGUAUCUAUCUGUUUUUAAUACAGAGUUUGGAUAGAUUAGUGCUCUGUUUGGGUUGUUUUUGGAUCCGUUUCAAGAAGAUCAAACCAGUCCCUAAGCAGACACUACCUGAUCUCGAAUCCGGUGAUAACGAUGGGUUUUUCCCAAUGGUUCUUGUUCAGAUCCCCAUGUGUAACGAAAGAGAGGUGUAUCAGCAAUCGAUUGGGGCUGUGUGUAAUUUAAAGUGGCCGAAAUCAAAGAUUUUAAUACAAGUUUUGGAUGAUUCUGAUGACCCGACGACCCAAUUGAUGAUCAAAGAGGAGGUUGAUAAAUGGAAAACGGAAGGUGCAAAUAUUGUUUACAGGCACAGAGUGAUUAGAGAUGGGUAUAAAGCCGGUAAUCUCAAGUCGGCUAUGAAUUGUAGUUAUGUAAAAGAUUAUGAAUUUGUUGCCAUCUUUGAUGCUGAUUUUCAACCCACACCCGACUUCCUCAGGAAAACAGUUGCCCAUUUCAAGGAUAAUGAGGAAUUGGGAUUGGUACAAGCCCGGUGGUCAUUUGUAAACAAGGAUGAGAAUCUGCUAACAAGGCUGCAACAUGUUAAUUUAGCUUUCCAUUUUGAGGUGGAGCAGCAAGUGAAUGGGAUUUUCUUCAACUUCUUUGGCUUCAAUGGGACUGCCGGAGUCUGGAGGAUUAAGGCUUUGGAGGAUUCCGGCGGGUGGUUGGAGCGGACCACAGUGGAGGACAUGGACAUUGCUGUUAGAGCUCAUCUUCACGGAUGGAAAAUGAUAUUUCUCAAUGAUGUUGAGUGCCAAUGCGAAUUGCCUGAAUCGUAUGAAGCUUACAGGAAGCAACAACACAGAUGGCAUUCCGGGCCAAUGCAGCUGUUUAGACUCUGCCUGCCCGACAUCAUAAAAUCAAAGAUUAGCAUCUGGAAGAAAGCAAACAUGAUUUUCCUGUUCUUCCUGUUAAGAAAACUGAUCCUACCAUUUUACUCAUUUACCCUUUUCUGCGUGAUUCUGCCAAUGACAAUGUUUGUGCCCGAGGCUACUCUCCCUGCAUGGGUUGUGUGUUACAUCCCGGCCACCAUGUCGUUUCUCAACAUCCUCCCGUCUCCAAAAUCCUUUCCCUUUCUGGUCCCUUACCUUCUUUUUGAAAACACAAUGUCUGUAACCAAAUUCAACGCCAUGAUCUCAGGCCUUUUCCAGCUAGGCAGUGCCUAUGAGUGGGUGGUCACCAAGAAAUCCGGCCGCUCCUCAGAAGGCGAUCUCCUCUCAUUAAACCCUAAUGCUAAUGCUAAUGCUAAUGGUGGUGUAUCAGAAUCAGACUCCAAGAAGCAGCAUGUCAACAGGAUCUAUACAAAGGAGUUGAUGCUCGCUUUUCUUCUGCUCACAGCUUCUGCUCGAAGUCUUUUAUCUGCUCAGGGAAUCCAUUUCUACUUCUUGCUCUUUCAGGGAUUGUCGUUUUUGCUUGUCGGCUUUGACUUAAUCGGUCACCAGAUUGCAACCUAGUGGAUUAUUCCUUCUCUUACUUUUACAAAAAUCAGACCCUUUUUUUUCUUUCUAUGUAGCAACUUUUUAUUUAUUUAUUUAUGGUUAGCUGAAUCUUUUGUUCUUAUCUGUAGCAUUGUAUAAUACUUGGACAAUUAAAAUUCUUUGUUAGUGAGUGUUUCACUUUCAGUCCACAAAUGUAGCUGUAUUAUGGAUCCGUUUUAUGGUGGGUCGGGUUAAGAUCACAUUUAAAAUGAAAAACAG